Molecule: messenger RNA, 473 nt
Organism: Myzus persicae (green peach aphid)
Lineage: Eukaryota; Metazoa; Arthropoda; Insecta; Hemiptera; Aphididae
Exons: 3
Coding region: 27-473 (148 amino acids)
Source: RefSeq, a predicted model, not a curated record
AGUACAUUCUACAAGCAUUUGUGAAUAUGUCUGACUCCGAUGAUACUUGUGCUGCGAUAGUGAUUGCUUGUUUGACGGAAAAGAAAAAAGUAAAGCCAAAAAGAAAGCAGAGGGUGUGGAUGAAGGAAUGGCUGAAGAAGAGGGAUCAAUUCAGCCAUGAUCGAUUAGUAGCAGAGCUUAAAAUAAGUUCAGCUGUUGAUUAUAGAAACUAUCUACGAAUGGAUGCAGAUACGUUUAAACAAAGACUAUUGUCCACUCUGAGAUACCUUGUAAGCGGUGACUCCUUUGAAGAGCUGAAAUUCCAAACUGCCAUCGCAGCUCAAACUCUUGGAAAAAUAAUUGUUGAGACCUGCGAAGCUUUGAUUUACGUUUUGAAUGGAUGCAUCAAGGUAAGUGUUAUUGGUUAUAUAUUAUUUUUCACUAUUAUAGAAUUAUUAUAUAUUAUAUAUUAUAAAAGUAUUAUACACCAUUGA